GCGAUUUAUUGCGGCAGAGCUCACGGGAGCCUUACCCGGCGCACAAAGGGUUGGCAAGCUGAAGGCAAGACAGGUAAUGUACCUACAGCUUGCCUACCGUACAGCCACCACAGAUCAUAAGCGGUCGCAGUUCUGCUUGCAGCUUUUGCCCAAAAGAGUCGAUCACCCGCGUCGAUCAGUGGAGCUCUUGGGUCGGUCUGUCUUGGGGUCUUGGCUCACAAGUUUCAACAGUGGAAAUCGAUCGAUGGGAUUUUUUUAUCAGGGCUUGGGACUUUGGGGGAGUCAAUCACUUUACUUUUUUGUCAGCUGUCUUAUCCCCCUUGGCUUUUGCAACCGUUUGAAUUGGGGGGAAUUCCGCUGGGUCGGGAACGGGAAAGCCGUCGAUCAUUUUCCUUUUCCAACGUUUUCUUUGAAGUCUUUUAUUCGAAUACGUACCGUAGAGAACAGAAAGACAAUAAAUACU
Messenger RNA from Pyricularia grisea, 463 nucleotides. RefSeq lists its product as uncharacterized. The transcript has 2 exons. The annotation marks the transcript as partial. NCBI's taxonomy places the organism in Eukaryota, Fungi, Ascomycota, Sordariomycetes, Magnaporthales, Pyriculariaceae. The record is from RefSeq and is a predicted model, not a curated record.